This is a messenger RNA of Penicillium olsonii, 384 nucleotides long. NCBI's taxonomy places the organism in Eukaryota, Fungi, Ascomycota, Eurotiomycetes, Eurotiales, Aspergillaceae. The record is from the annotation of a GenBank genome assembly.
AUGUCAACGUCAACACCCGUCCGACAAAGAUCCACGCGGGCAUGUCUACCCUGUCGUCAGCGCAAGAGAAAAUGCGACGGAAAGGUCCCGUGCAACACCUGCAUAGGCUACGGGUAUGACUGCAACUAUGAUUCAGCCCCAGCGCCUUCGAAUAAAAAGCGCCAAUUGGAACCAGAACAGACCUCGCAGGCAAAGGCUGUCCGCACAUCCGAGCCCCAGGGGCGGGAGCACGAUCCCCCGUCAGCCUCGGGAAUUCUUGACUCCACCAAGUCGAGAUACGUCGGAAGGUACUCCUGUGUUGCCUUUCCACUAUGUGUCGGCUUGGAGCUGCAGGCGGCCAAGCCGCCACGACUACAUUCUUUUGCCUAUCAUGCUGGAAUCUGA